This is a messenger RNA of Lutzomyia longipalpis, 2136 nucleotides long. Its product is annotated as neuropeptide SIFamide receptor-like. Gene Ontology annotation, biological process: G protein-coupled receptor signaling pathway. Gene Ontology annotation, cellular component: membrane. The coding region runs from base 768 to 2000 and encodes 410 amino acids. Lineage: Eukaryota; Metazoa; Arthropoda; Insecta; Diptera; Psychodidae. Gene Ontology annotation, molecular function: neuropeptide Y receptor activity; peptide binding. The transcript has 7 exons. The record is from RefSeq and is a predicted model, not a curated record.
UGCGAACGUUACACGGCCAGCUUCCCGCGCAAUCCUGCUAAGAGUAUAAUCAAUGAUUACUGUUAGCCCUCAGUUUCAUAUCAGUGCUCAAUGUAUCGAAAUUGAUGGUGGUUAGUGACGAAAAAAAAAACAAAUACAAUAUAUAAAAUUUCUCGAAGGAGAUAAACCAAAAAUCAGUCAAGUGUUUGAAAUUGAAACAAUUUUUUCCCAGUGAGUUGAUCCCACACACAGAUAGUGAUAUAACAUUAUUUAAAUAAUUACAUCAAUGUGCAUUCCUGUGGUACCACCAUUAGGGAAUUUUUGGGGGGAUGGGAAAUCCCAUUGGGCAUGAAGAAAGGUGGAUCCAUCAAAUUAAAUUUCAAGAUAUUCCACGAGACAUCGGUUUUUCCAGUAAAAGCACGUGAGAGAUGAAAAGAUAUUAAUGAGUGCUUUCCCCUCGCUUUAGGACUAAAUCAUCUUGCCGCGAGGAGCACAUUUCAAUGUCACUAAUUACAUAAUUAAAUUCAUCCUCGUAUUUUCCCACGGCUGCCGGUAUAUCGUGUAUGUAGUACACCUACAUAUAGUUCUCUGUAUCACUUUCGAUUGUGGUUACUAUCACAAAGAGGAAGUCGCAGGUAGUGAAAUUUUCCAAAAUCAUCACACUGAAAGAAAGACAAUACCAUUUCAUCAUCUCAGGCGCACAGACAAAACAUCAAUGAGAUAAAGCGGGGGUGUGGGUUGAUAAAAGACAAUCUUCUCCGGUGGAAAUUGAAUGAAGAGUGAAAGUGAUGAAAAAUUGUACAGACGGAAAUAUCACUCUCUGUGAUGAAGACAACCUAUGGGGAUUCACCUUCGACAAUAUAACAAAUUACACGACCAUUGAGUAUCAAAGUGAUCCAGGAUUCAGCCUCAGGUAUGGCAUUGUGGCCACUAUUUUUCUCAGCCUGGCGUAUGGAGUCGUCUUUGUGCUGGGUGUCGUGGGCAACGUGGCGGUCGUUGUGGUUGUCUUCAAGAGUACCAGCAUGAGAUCGGCCACCAAUCAAUUUAUUGCGAAUCUGGCGAUUGCAGACCUACUUGUAAACUUUUUCUGUCUACCCUUUACACUCGUGGGAAAUAUUUUUCAAGCGUGGAUUCUUGGAGUAUUUGUCUGCAAAAUUGUCUCAUACCUGCAAGGUGUUUCCGUCUCGGCAUCCGUUAAUACCCUUAUGGCCAUCUCUCUGGAGAGAUGUGCUGCAAUUUCCUUCCCACUCACCGGGACCAUGUCACGGCGGCAGUACCGGAUCUCUGUGAUGCUCAUCUGGACCAUUGCUCUGACAAUCAACAUGCCGCUCCUGUUUGUCUUCUCGACGGAACCAUUGGGUAUCAAGGGGAGUGUGGCGGAAGUUUGUGUUGAACUCUGGCCCUCUGAGAAUGCGGAUAAUCUCUUCUUUGCCAUUGCAAACCUCACCAUUUGCUACCUUGGACCACUCACCGUCAUCUCCAUCUGCUACACCGUGAUCUGGCGUAGUGUUGCCAACCGCAGCAUCCCUGGCGAGAGGCUGUGCAAUCGCCAAAUCUGUGUAGUCAACAGAUCAAAGGUCGUCAAGAUGGUCUUUGUCGUGAUUGUUACCUUCACACUUUCUUGGCUGCCGCUCUACGCCAUCUUCUGCUUUGUUAAAUUCUCUGGGAAUCUUCUCAAUGAUAAGACAACUCAAGACAUUAUUCACGUCAUCUUUCCCAUUGCUCAGUGGCUAGGAGCUGCCAAUUCCUGCAUAAAUCCUAUCCUGUAUGCCUUCAUGAAUCGCAAAUUUCGUGUAGGAUUUAAGAGUCUCAUUGGGAAAACAAAUAGCACUUCCCACCUUUUUGAACACAACGUGGCGUUCACAAUGAAGGAAUUUAGUAGUCGUGGUAGUCGCAGAUUUAGCUCGAGCGUCAAAACUCAGCACGGGAUCAUCAAGGAUGGCUCCUUCCGCAUGUCCUUCCCAAAUCAUUCUAAUAAUCUCACCGUCAUCCAUGAUCAAUUCCUCACGACCAGUAAUUAAAUUUUCAUUAUUUUCAAUUUCCUCUUAUCUGUUUUCUUUUCUGUGAAAGCUGUUGACUAUUUUUCUAUGUAAUUUUGAGAAGAAUGUUGUGACUUUUUGAUGUAUCAAAAAAUAAAUAAAUAAAAUACAUAAAAAA